AUGUCACCGCCGGCCUCGAAACAGAAGCCUUCCGCAGCAGAGCAGUUCAUCCCACCCCCUUCCAGUGAGGAGGCCCCACCCACUUGGGCCGACAAGUGGGAGCUACUACCAGCGUUCUUGGAGGCUAGGGGCUUGGUGAAGCAGCAUAUUGAUAGUUUCAACUACUUCGUUACGACGGAGAUUAAAGAUAUCGUCCUGGCUGAGUCCAAUAGGCGUAUCACCAGUGAUGUCGACCCUAACUGGUUCUUAGAGUACCACGACGUCCGUGUGGGAGCCCCUAGCUACCGUGGCGUGCUGCAGCAUGUUCAAACUACUCCUAUGAUGUGCCGUAUUAGGGAUAUGACGUACGCGAGUGACAUCCUGGUGGACAUCUCAUACGUUCGAGGGCGUGAAGUAGUGCGGAAGAAUGGCGUUUGUGUGGGACGUCUGCCGAUAAUGCUCCGCUCGAAGCUGUGCCGACUUCACGAUGCCACUACAGAGCAGAUGGAGAGGAUGCAGGAAUGCCCACACGACCCUGGUGGAUAUUUCAUCAUCAAGGGCACGGAGAAGGUGCUUCUGAUGCAGGAGCAGUUGAGCAACAAUCGUAUCAUCGUGGAGAUGGACCCGAAGAAAUUGGUCCAGGCUGUGGUCACCAGCUCCACAGCUGAUAACAAGUCACGAACGGUUGUGUGUUUCAAGUCGGAGCUGAGCGGACUGUUCGUGAAGCAUUCGGCCUUCACUGAGCUCAUACCGGCAGUCAUCAUGCUUAGGGCAAUGGGCAUGGAGUCUGAUCAAGAGAUAGUUCAAAUGGUGGGCACUGAGAAGUGUCAUGUCGAUGGUAUGAUUCUAAGUCUGCAAGACGCCCAUGCUACGGGGGUCUUCAGUCAACAACAAGCCCUUGAGUAUCUCGGAAAUAAGCUGAAAAUCAGAAUGUAUGCCGAUGGAAGCUUCAGCUCGGCCUUCGAUCAGGAUAAGGGAGGUGCCACCAAACCUCUUGAUUUCAGUGGCAAGUGCAGAUUCCUGUGUCUCAUGAUGCGACGAGCCUUGGAUGCACGCAGCGACUCGACGCUUCUUGAUGAUCGCGACUACUACGGCAACAAACGUCUCGAGUUGGCCGGGCAGCUGAUCGCCCUUCUGUUCGAGGAUCUUUUCAAGAGCAUGAACACUGAGAUCAAGAAGUCUGUUGACAUGCGCCUUACCAAGUUCUUCCAGCAGACGUCUUCUGCACGAGCGGGUCGGUCCACGGUUGGGCUUGACAGCGGCUAUCCCGACGUGCUACUUCGGGCAACUGGAAACAUCAAACGUUUCCGAAUCGAUCGCUCGGGCGUUAGCCAGGUUCUCUCGCGGUUCUCCUUCAUCGCUGCAUUGGGGGCCAUGACUCGCGUUAAGUCCCAGUUCGAGAAGUCCCGUAAGCUGGCGGGGCCUCGAGCCCUGCAGCCCUCCCAGUGGGGUAUGCUGUGCCCUUCCGACACUCCUGAAGGUGAACAGUGCGGGCUUAUCAAGGCCUUGUCACUGUUGGCCCACGUCACUACACCCGACGAGGAAGGACCGAUACGACGUCUUUGCUAUUCCCUUGGUGUUGAGGAUGCAGCAGGGCUCACUGGUGAGGAACUUCAUUCAGCUGGCACCAUUACUGUGUUCCUCAAUGGUGCCCUGCUGGGCGUCCAUAGAAGGCCCCAGACUUUCAUGAGUGAUAUGAGAACGCUGCGUCGGCGGGGCAAAAUCGGGGAGUUCGUGUCGAUCUACGAGCAUGAAGCACAGAGAGCUAUCAUUAUCGCGACAGACGGUGGUCGCCUCUGUCGACCCCUUAUUGUGGUGAAGAAGGGCAAGCCUAUGCUGAAGCCGGAGGUGCAUCUACGGAAGCUCAGGUCAGGGGAGCUCAGGUUUACUGACUUCCUGAGAUUGGGUAUAAUAGAGUGGGUCGACGUGAAUGAGGAGAACAAUUCAUAUAUCGCUAUCAACCCUGAGGACGUCACGAUGGAGUCUACACAUCUAGAGAUCGAGCCCCUUACUCUGCUGGGAGCUGUGGCCGGCUUGGUCCCCUACCCCCACCAUAACCAGUCCCCUCGUAACACAUACCAAUGCGCGAUGGGUAAACAAGCUAUGGGUAACAUCGCGUGUAACCAGCACCUUCGAACGGAUACUCAGCUGCUGCUGUUGACGUAUCCCCAACAGCCGAUGUGCAAGAGCCGAACCAUUGACCUUAUUGGGUAUGAUAACCUCCCAGCUGGCCACAACGCUAGUGUGGCGGUUAUGAGCUAUUCGGGAUAUGAUAUUGAAGAUGCGCUUAUCAUGAACAAGGCGUCGAUCGAUAGAGGUUUCGGACGGUGCUGUGUAACCCGGAAAUAUGCAACACCACUGGCUCGGUCGGCCAUUGGAUCCAGUGAAGAGCUGCGAGCACCACCGGUGGUCGGGGGUGGGGGUAAGGGAGGAGGUCGUCAUCAGCGGCAAGGAGGUUUCGUGGGACGGGCGAAGAAGUAUGCUAUCAUUGAUGAGGACGGUCUGCCUUUCUCUGGAGAGCAAGUCGUUGAUGGUGGUAUUCUCAUCAACAAGGUGUCGCCUAUGAGCGAUGCUGCUACAGGGCAGGUCUCUCACUGGAGGGACACUCCGAUAUCAUACAAGAAUCCUGUGCCUUCAUAUGUGGAUAGAGUCAUUGCUACGGAGAACGAAGAUCAAGCUAAAAUAUUCAAGUGCAUCACCAGACAGACCCGACGACCCGAGCUGGGUGAUAAGUUCUCAAGUCGACACGGCCAGAAGGGUGUGGUUGGUCUCAUUGUGAACCAGGAGGACAUGCCUUUCGGCGAGAAGGGAUGGUGUCCAGAUCUGAUCAUGAACCCUCAUGGUUUCCCCAGUCGAAUGACUGUGGGAAAACUAUUGGAGUGUGUGUCUGGCAAAGCUGGCGUUCUCGAUGGUGAACGUUCGUAUGGUACGGCCUUUGGCGGGACAACUAAGGAGCACAUGACACAAUCCUUGAUCCGGCAUGGCUUCCAUCCUAGCGCUAAGGAGUAUAUCACAUCUGGCGUCACAGGGGAGGCUCUGGAGUGCUACAUUUUCGUGGGUCCGAUUUACUAUCAAAAACUGAAGCAUAUGGUUAUGGACAAGAUCCAUGCUCGUUCCACCGGCCCCGUGAAUCAGCUCACUCGACAGCCUACUGAAGGAAGGGCGAAGGAUGGUGGCCUUCGUCUGGGAGAGAUGGAAAGGGAUUGCUUAGUGGCAUAUGGCGCCUCCAAUCUGUUGCUGGAGCGUCUUAUGCUCUCCAGUGAUGUCUUCACAGCUUCCGUGUGUCGACGCUGCGGCCUUUUAUCGUACCAAAACGGAACGUGCAAGUUGUGUGGUACGAGUGAGAACAUCGUUGAUAUACGUAUGCCGUACGCUUGCAAGCUGCUAUUCCAAGAACUGCAAGCUAUGAAUGUCUGUCCUCGAUUAAAGGUCGAAUCUAGAUGA
Molecule: messenger RNA, 3423 nt
Organism: Perkinsus marinus ATCC 50983
Lineage: Eukaryota; Perkinsozoa; Perkinsida; Perkinsidae
Product: DNA-directed RNA polymerase III subunit 127.6 kDa polypeptide, putative
Exons: 25
Coding region: 1-3423 (1140 amino acids)
Biological process (GO): DNA-templated transcription
Cellular component (GO): RNA polymerase III complex
Molecular function (GO): DNA-directed RNA polymerase activity; ribonucleoside binding; DNA binding
Source: RefSeq, a predicted model, not a curated record